Molecule: messenger RNA, 867 nt
Organism: Thalassophryne amazonica
Lineage: Eukaryota; Metazoa; Chordata; Actinopteri; Batrachoidiformes; Batrachoididae
Gene: hoxa13b
Product: homeobox A13b
Exons: 2
Coding region: 1-867 (288 amino acids)
Biological process (GO): regulation of transcription by RNA polymerase II
Molecular function (GO): RNA polymerase II cis-regulatory region sequence-specific DNA binding; DNA-binding transcription factor activity, RNA polymerase II-specific
Source: RefSeq, a predicted model, not a curated record
AUGACCGCUUCAUUACUCCUGCACUCGCACUGGAUUGACCCGGUGAUGUUUCUCUACGACAACAGCUUGGAUGAAAGAAACAAGAACAUGGAAGGGUUUACCGGAGGUAAUUUUGCCGCAAACCAGUGCAGGAAUUUGUUAGCGCAUCCGACCUCGCUGGCUCCGAGCACCACCUACACUGAGGUGCCAGUCUCUGGCAUGAGAGAGCCUGGCAAACAAUGCAGCCCCUGUUCUGCCACUCAGAGCUCACCCAAUGCGUCUUUGCCGUAUGGAUAUUUUGGCAGCAGCUAUUACCCAUGUAGGAUGUCACACGGGAGCGUGAAGGCUUGCGCGCAGUCCUCUGGCUAUGGCGAGAAAUAUAUGGACUCCUCGGUCUCUGGUGAGGACUUUUCCACCAGAGCGAAAGAAUUUGCGUUUUAUCAGGGUUAUUCCUCGGCUCCUUACCAGCCCAGCUACUUGGACGUCCCAGUUGUACCUGGGCUGAGCGCGCCAUCUGAGCCAAGACAUGAAUCUCUGUUGCCUAUGGAACCCUACCAGCCAUGGGCCAUCACUAAUGGUUGGAGUGGUCAAGUUUAUUGUGCCAAGGAGCAGCCACAGUCGAAUCCGCUGUGGAAAUCCUCGUUACAAGACACCAUACCUGGUGGGGACAACUCUAUGCGCCGUGGAAGAAAGAAGCGUGUUCCCUACACCAAAGUGCAGCUUAAAGAACUGGAAAGGGAGUACGCCACCAAUAAAUUCAUCACCAAAGACAAAAGGAGGAGAAUAUCCGCCCAGACUAAUCUGACAGAAAGACAAGUGACAAUCUGGUUUCAGAACAGGCGCGUGAAGGAGAAGAAAAUCGUCAAUAAAUUCAAGAAUUCCAGUUAG